AGCUGCAACAGUAAACAGAGGAGCAGCAAAGGAGGUGCGAGUUAUUAAAGAGAGAGCAAGAACAGGAGAGCGCAGUGUUCACUGCUCCCCUGCAUAUAUAAAAGGGGACCUCUCAGCAGAGGGGGGACAUGACAAGUCCACUCACCUACCCUCUUCGCGGUCCCAGACAGACACAGGCAGAGCAUCCCCACGGCGUUCCCGUCCGGAGAAAGGGGCGACACCGUCAGCAGAAUUCCGUGCGUGCGUGCGGGGUUUUGGCACGCACCGCACCGCACCUCUUCCUUCCUCUACGUGCUGUCGGAAGUAUGUAUAUAAAUGCUGAUGCAGAAUAGGAAGAAGCCAUUCGAAGUAGAGACUCUCAGAUUGUUGUCUACAGAACACGACAAGGAAUGGCUGCAGAAGUCCUGGAUCCUGUUGGUGUCCAUUGACAUCCGUAGUAGUCUUGAUCGUCCCUGCGCGCAUGAUGACUGAUGUGAAGUGAAACCACUAGCGGCGAGCAGAGGAGUACUAAUAGUAGGAGGAGGAGGAAGAGGCAAAGCAAGACGAGAGGAAGAUGCUGGCCUGCAUUGCGUGCGCGAAGCAAGACCCCGACGAUGGCGGAGAGGGCGGCGGCGGAGGCGGCGCCAGUUCGAGUGGCAAAGAAGCCGUCAAGAGCCUCUCGUCUCAGAUAAAGGACAUGGUGUUGAAAAUUUCCGGUUCGGUUCGGCAGAGCAAAGGAAGUGGAAGCUCCUCCUCGUUCUCUUCCAAAUCGUUCAGGAGCAAGAGUUUCCGCAGCGAUCCUCGCCACCGCGGGGAUCCUCGUCACUGGCAGCAGCAGCGCCCUGGUGCCUAUACUUAUGAGGACGCUGCCCAUUAUGCUGCAGCGGCUAGCAGUUCGACAGCAACAUGGGAUUUGAUGGAGGAGAAGCAGCAGGAUGUUCACGAUCACGAUCAUGAUGAGCCCAAGGAGUGGGUGGCUCAGGUGGAACCUGGUGUGCACAUUACCUUUGUCUCGCUCCCUGGUGGUGCCGGCAACGAUCUCAAGCGGAUUCGAUUCAGCCGGGAGAUGUUUAAUAAAUGGCAAGCACAGAGAUGGUGGGGGGAGAACUACGACAGGAUCAUGGAGCUCUACAAUGUGCAGCGCUAUAACCGCCAGGCUCUCCAGACUCCAGCUAGAUCCGACGACGGCGGCGAGAGGGAAUCCAUGUGGUCGAGAGUGGGAUCAACAAAGGAGAGCCCCAUCACAACAGAGCGGAUACUCAUCAGAGACACUGACAAACCGGCCUCCGCCGCCUACGACAAAGGAGCUCAAACUCCCUCUCCCGUCCUUCCACAUCGCCUGCACUCACCUUCUUGCGCCAUGGGAGGGGCAGGAGCCUCCGGUGUGAAGGCAGAAGCCUCACGAACCACCACCUCAUCCAGAGACGAAGCAUCCGUUUCGGCCAGCAAUGCAAGCGACCUCGAGACAACAGAGUGGGUGGAGCAAGAUGAACCCGGUGUCUACAUCACCAUCCGGGAGCUUGCUGAUGGCACCAGGGAGCUCCGUCGAGUGCGGUUCAGCCGAGAGAAGUUCGGCGAGGUGCACGCCAAGCUGUGGUGGGAGGCCAACAGAGAGAGAAUUCAUGCACAGUACCUGUAGAGCUCCAUGCAUAACACAACAAAACUCCCGUAUACUCCAAACAACAUCGAUUUAGAAAUGAA
Messenger RNA from Zingiber officinale, 1680 nucleotides. Its product is annotated as protein BREVIS RADIX-like. The transcript has 7 exons. Bases 554 to 1618 code for a protein of 354 amino acids. The record is from RefSeq and is a predicted model, not a curated record. NCBI's taxonomy places the organism in Eukaryota, Viridiplantae, Streptophyta, Magnoliopsida, Zingiberales, Zingiberaceae.